Messenger RNA from Mytilus trossulus (common blue mussel), 4536 nucleotides. RefSeq names its product chitin synthase chs-2-like. The transcript has 15 exons. Gene Ontology annotation, molecular function: chitin synthase activity. The record is from RefSeq and is a predicted model, not a curated record. NCBI's taxonomy places the organism in Eukaryota, Metazoa, Mollusca, Bivalvia, Mytilida, Mytilidae. Bases 12 to 4391 code for a protein of 1459 amino acids. Gene Ontology annotation, cellular component: cell periphery; cell septum.
UGUUGUGAGAUAUGGCAGAUGAAUCGGAAUCUAAAACACCUAGGGUUACUAAUCUAGAUGAGAAAACAUUGAAAACAGAACCAAAAGGAAAUGAUGAAGAUGAUGGAGAAAAGCAGAAAUUCAAAAUUAAACUAAAGUCGUCUGCGUUUCCACUGGAAGAAAAGAUUUUGAAAAUCAUAUUCGCAAUCUUUCUGUUUAUCAUUGUGUUUGGAAGUUGCUUUGUUGCGAGGAUUACUUUGCAUAUUUUGAUUUGGCAUAUCACUCCGCCAAUAGAAACAUCAGAUUCUGUAAUAAAUACUCUUGGAGGUCUCCUGGUAUCUAACUGUUCCAUCUGCGAUACCAGUACCAGUAAUACGACCACGUGCUUACCUCAUUCUACAGCAGUUGACAAGACUUGGAUUUGGGCUCUAUUUCUCGUCAUAACUGCACCGUAUUUCCUUACAUUCUUCUCGACUUUGUUUAGAUUAUGCUUCAAAUCGAAUGCACCGUUGAACUGUGGAGUUCUUUUGGCAGUACUUUUGAUAGAAACUAUUCAUUCGAUUGGAAUAUCCAUACUUGCAUUUCUAGUACUUCCUGCAUUUGACCCAGCUUCCGCUUCCGUUGUUUAUUUGUCUGUUGCAGUAAUACCACCUUUGAUAGAUAUAAUAGAUAAAACCGUAAAUGAACCUGAAGAAGACGACAAUGAGAAAAAAACAAAAAAAUCUACAUGCAGUGAGACUUCUAUGCUUUCAAUUGUUUUCCCGAUUUUUGGAUUUCUACUUCAAAUCGUAGGAAUAUUUCUUAUAGCUCUUUACAUAAAGAUCGGUUGGUUGAUGGGUAUGUUCUUCAUGUCAGCCAUUUUUACGUCCAUUAAGUAUUGGGAGAACUUCGUUUUUAUUGGAGGAGACAGCUCAAGGUUCCUUUGUAGGGUGAAAUGGGAAAUGCAUAAGGGAAGAACAAAAGUAGCGUGUCUGGUCAACAUUUGGAAAAUACUCGUAACUUUCAUUGCAGUAAUGAUUAUAUUUUCAGUCCAAGGUCAAGACUCUACGUCUGGUUUGAAGUCGCUUUUCAACUCUGGUAUUUCUACAUUGACCUCUGUAUUUGGAGAUCAUACAUUUGGAAACAAUCCAAUCUGCUCAAAUCGUGCUCCAUUCAUAGUAGCUGUUAUAAGCAUAUGUUGUGAAUACCUUUGUUACAAAGCAUCAAAAACUGUAUGCGUGAUAAAUUGCCAGCGUGUUGGCUUCAGUAUUCCUUUAGUUGUAGUACCUAUAGUAACGACGUUAACGUUAGUUAGCAUGAUGCACCAACCUGACAUUUUGAAGUUUAGCUCUUGUGAUUUGCUAUUUUCUACCUGGUGUGUAAAAGGAAUUGAUCAGUUGAUUGGAAACUGCACUGAAUUAUUUGCCGCUUUCUUUGUACUUAUCGCUUCUAUACUUUUGAUUACCAGACAUAUAUGGAAAGUCAACGGUUACAAACAUGGCGAAACAGCGAGGAUGUUUGUUUCUAAUUUCUACUGCGGACUAUUUAUUGACCUCUCGCUGUUACUGAAUCGGAGGAGAAAAGACAAGGAAUAUAAUAAGAUCUUUGCUAAGGAUACUGAUACCAAAAUUCUAACAGAUAAAGACGACAAGAAACAAAAACAACCAAAGAUGUUGUAUGCUUGUUGUGCAACAAUGUGGCACGAAACAGCCAAUGAAAUGACACAGCUUCUGAAGUCAAUAUUUAAGCUAGACGCAAACCAAUUUAGGACUUCACUAAAGGCCGGCUUAUUACUUGAUGAUGAGGAUGCAAUAGAAGAAGAUUAUAACCUCGAAGCUCAAGUUUUCUUUGAUGAUGCCUUUAUUCCUUUAAAAGAGGGAGAAAAAUAUCCAGAGGUUAAUAGCUAUGUAAAGACAUUCAUUGAUUGCAUUUAUGUGGCUGGAAGAAAAGUGCAUGGAGAGGAACUAAAUGUAGAUUCUGGAACCAUGUACAGAACACCCUAUGGCGCAAGAAUCGAAUGGACUCUACCAGGAGAAAACAAAAUGGUCGCCCACCUGAAAGAUAAGACCAAAAUUCGUCACAAGAAACGAUGGAGUCAGGUCAUGUAUAUGUAUUAUAUUUUACACUGGUGCAUACUAGAAAAGUAUGGAGAGUCAGGAAAGCAAGCAGCCUUGGAUAAUACAUACCUCUUAGCUCUCGAUGGAGAUGUUGAUUUUGAACCAGAAGCUGUACUUAGUUUGAUGAGAAGAAUGAACAAGUCAAAGAUUGUCGGAGCAGCCUGUGGAAGGAUUCACCCCAUAGGAUCAGGACCAAUGGUAUGGUAUCAGAAGUUUGAAUAUGCGAUAAGUCACUGGUUGCAAAAAGCAACAGAACACGUGAUUGGUUGUGUACUGUGCAGCCCAGGAUGCUUCAGUUUGUUCCGGGGUUCCGCUCUUAUGCAUCCAGAGGUGUUACAAAAGUACACGACAAUUGCAAAUGAAGCUCAACAUUAUGUUCAAUAUGAUCAAGGUGAAGACAGAUGGUUAUGUACGUUACUGCUAAAACAAGGAUGGAAAGUAGAGUACUGUGCAGAAUCGGAUGCAUAUACCUUUGCACCGGAAGGAUUUUAUGAAUUUUACAACCAAAGACGCAGAUGGACGCCUUCAACAAUGGCUAAUAUUCUUGAUAUCAUACUUGACUGGAAAAACGUCACAAAGAAAAAUGAGAAUAUAUCUUUUUUGUACAUUGUCUACCAGAUGAGUUUGUUCGUAUCCACGUUGUUAACACCGGGUACAGUAUUUAUGAUUAUAUUGGGAGCGAUAAUUGUUGGAUUUGAAGCAAUCCCACCAUAUGUGUCCCUUCUCCUGAAUUUGUUUCCUGUUGGAUUGUUUCUGCUUAUGACUCUUUAUGCGUCAUCCCAAAGACAGCUUCAAUUAGCUGCCGUGCUAUCAGCCAUUUAUGUUAUUGUGAUGAUGAUUGUAAUGAUUGGUGUAGUUAAAGACGCUAUAGAUGAAGGAGUUUGCUCUAUGACGACCAUCUUUAUCAUAUUUGUUGCAGGUGUUUUCGUGGUAUCGGCAUUAAUUCAUCCAAAGGAAUUUUUCUGUAUCAUACCUGGAUUGUUGUAUUUUGUGGCUAUACCGUCGAUGUCCAUGUUGAUGUUCCUUUACUCGAUUGGAAAUCUUCACAUAGUAUCAUGGGGAACUCGGGAAACCAAAGAAACGUCCGACAACACGAAACCUGACAAAAAGUUUAAACCAGAAAAAGAAGAAAAGGGAUAUUUUUGUUCACUAGGAAAAUUUUUCAGUUGUAUGUUGUGUCCAACAAAUGAUUACAACAAAGACGAUUUCCUAUACUCUAAUAUGAUGGACGAAGUCAGAGAUGUCAGAGAAAUUAUGAACAAAGAUAAAGAAGAACAAAAGGAAAAAGAAAUGAUAGAUAAAGUUGACCAAUCAACACAGGUCAGACAAACAGAUAUUGAUAAGGAGCAGCAACCUGAAAUAGAAAACAAGAAAAAAGAGGAGCCGAUACAGUGGCACAUAUAUGCAGACAAAACUGCUGAACUUAUUUCAAAAGAAGAGCGAAAGUUUUGGAAAAAAUAUAUUAAGAAAUAUCUAGCACCUUUACCCAAAGACACUAACAAGGAAAAGGAAGUCGAAGAGGCCUUAAUUGAUUUAAGAAAUAGGGCGUGUUUGUUUGUCUAUUUACUUAAUGCUAUUCUUGUUACAGUAAUGUUCGGAUUAACUCAGGUAAACGCUUUUAAAGAUUCCUUAUCUAUAGACUUUGAGUGCAGUGGGGGUACAAUCCAACUGGUACCCAUUGCAAUACUAUUUACGGCCGUCUUUGGUCUUCUGUUGUUGCUUCAGUUUCUGUGUAUGUUGUAUCACAGAUUUUCAACGCUUGUGCAUAUCUGUGCAACUACCGAAAUCUGGGAAGGUGUUAGCACUUAUACAGAUAAAACGACUGCUGAUUUUGCUGACUUUUUAACAUCGCCAGUAAUAGUUCCUGUUGCACCGUCAACAAUAACGUAUACCGAUAAAGAUAGAAAAUUCAUGAACUUGAAAACGUCGAUUACCAAAUUAGGUGGUAUGAAGUUCAAGAAUCUACGGGACGUUGUGAACGCAAAUUGGGCGAAGGCACCUUUACAAGAUCUUAAGGGUUCGUUAUUUUCAAGAAACGAAGAGAUCGCAAAAAAAGUAAUGGCUAAAUGGCAAAACGUUAAAGAUAAAACUGUAGUAAAGAAAGAACCAAAAUUAAUGGGCAUUGUUGCAGCUGCUCAACAACAAAAGAAAAAUCUUAUCCCAGAGAAUGAAAAGAAAGGAAAGACCGGGGCUAGCAGAAACAAGGUAGAACCCUUUGAUAGGACGAGAUCAGGAUCAACGUCUUCUGAAGGGGAACAACACAAAACAAAGUCGGACAAUUCUAAUGUUAAGUUUGGUAGUGAUAGCAACGUUUGAAAAAUAGUUUGUUACAAUAUAUUCAAUUAUUUACAAUAGCGUGGUAUUAUAAUAUUUUUACACUUUAUUUUUGUAUUUAUUUGUAGCAUAACUUUUGUCUGGUGAAAUAUGCCUUAUUUUCCUAGUUUUACUUUUUUAUAAUAAA